Messenger RNA from Geodia barretti, 6081 nucleotides. NCBI's taxonomy places the organism in Eukaryota, Metazoa, Porifera, Demospongiae, Tetractinellida, Geodiidae. The record is from the annotation of a GenBank genome assembly.
AAAGCUGCGAGCAAAACGCUCUGCAGGCAACUAGCUAUUGAGUUGACGGCUACGCAAGAGCCAUGGCACUCUUAAAAAUAGCUUUUGCCUUUAUGACUGCUGCUAUUCAGCUAGUGUACUCGAAUGACGAUAUAUACCUCGUGGGUCGUACUUAUAUAGAGUACCUGAGGACUGUAGGACUGUUCCUAUCACCAUUGCUUCCAGAGCCACUGAAACCAGAGAGGCAUUUAUUCUACUUCUACUUUGAUUAUUAUGGUCGUCUUUAUGAUGCCAUCCUUGGAGAUGAUUAUGAGUUUCCAAAUAUUACUCAUGUCAUCACCUUUCUUUAAUUUACUCAUAUCUCCUGGAGCCACAAGGAGCUUUGAUAUAACCAUCAUUGAUGAUAAUAUCGCAGAAAUGGAAUAUUAUUAUCGACAUUAUUAUUGGGAAGAGGUCAUCUCGCUUUUAAUAUUGGGGUGUAUGUUUCUGAUGAAGAGAUUACUGUGGCAGUUACUAUCUAUACAUUGACGACACUGAUGGUUUAAGAUUUGAACUCCUGAGGGAUGGAAUCACUGUUAUGGAGGAAGAUGUGGGGACUGUUGAUCUGUGUAUUACAUACAGAGGAGAUAAUGUACCACCAGUUAUUGAUGCUGCUUUUCAAGAACGUACUUAUGGUGAUGACAUCAUUUUCAAUACCACUGGUUUAGUAUUCUCAAUGGAAAAUGGUGACAGGAUGUGCUUUAGUGUGACGAUUGUUGAUGAUAAUGAGAUUGAGUAUAGUGAGUAUUUUUACUUCCGUUUCGAUGCCAUCAACAGCUCUCUCACAUAUUCUUACUUUUUUGAUGAAACUUAUAUCACUGUAACAGACAACGAAGCCUUCAGGAUUGGUCUGGAGAGCUCAUCCUACUCAGUAUUGGAGAGUGACGGAGUAGUGACCAUCUGUGUGACUGCCGAUCGUGGGGACGGUUCUGAGGUGUACACAGCCACUCUCUCCAGCAUCAAUAUCACCACUCAAGGUCUGGUUGAUCAUGGGUCACUGGACCAGCAGCUAACUCUAUCAGCUAGUCUGGGCAGGCAGUGUUUCAACAUCACUAUCACUAAUGAUGAUGUGGUUGAGGAAGAUGAGUUCUUUCAACUAACUCUCACUUCCAUCGCAAGGAAUUCUUCAAACCUUUUCCUUACCAAGAAACAACACCACUGGCUACUGUGACCAUAAUCGAUGACGAUUUGGUGUGCACUCCAAACUGUGUGAAUGGACUAUGUAAAUUUCCGGGAGUCUGCCAGUGUUUUGAAGGAUGGAUUGAUGAAGACUGUUCGAGAGAGAUAUGUCAGCCACCUUGUGUCAAUGGAAGGUGCAAUGUCAACACUGGAUACUGUGACUGCUCUCCUGGAUACACUGGUGCCUCGUGCAGUGAAGAUAUAAUGGAGUGCAAAGACGAAAAUGGAGGCUGUGACCAGAUCUGCAUUGACUUUCCUGGUGGCUACAGCUGUUCAUGCAAAGCAGGGUUUUACUCAACUUACCUCAGAUGGAAGCUCUUGUAGUGAUAUUGAUGAGUGUGAGGGAGGGAGCCAUGACUGCAGUCAGAUCUGUGUCAACACUCCUGGAUCAUACUACUGCAACUGUCAGCGUGGCUUUCAGCUGGGCAAAUAGCACACACUGUGGAGAUGUGAACGAAUGUGAACUCUUUCCUAAUGGAUUCUGCAGCCAAGUGUGUGUCAACACCGAUGGAUCUUUCCACUGUGAAUGUAGAGGUGGAUACGGCCUGUUUGGAUCAUCUUUCUGCACAGAUAUUGAUGAGUGUAGUGAGGGGAUUGAUGAAUGCAAUAAGAGUGGACCCACACCGUCUCGCUGUAUCAACACUGAAGGGAGCUACAGGUGUACUUGUGAUGAACAUGUUGGGUACCGUUUAGCUACUGACAACAUAACUUGCAAAGAUGUGGACGAAUGUGAAGAGAAUAUUCAUGUGUGCACAGAGAUUUGUGUCAAUACACCUGGUUCCUACAGUUGCUCUUGCCCUGAAGGAUAUGUACUUGAAGAUGAUGAGACAUCAUGCAGUGACAUAGAUGAAUGUAUGCUCAUGAAUGGUGGCUGCCAGCACUCCUGUACUAAUGAACUUGGUAGCUUCAACUGCAGUUGUGACAAGGGAUAUAGGCUAUUGAAGGAUGGAUUACAGUGUGAAGCUCUCAGUUGUGAUCCGGUUCUUGAAGCUCCACUGAAUGGUUCUAUGGACUGUGACACACAGACAGUGGGUGGGACUUGCAGGUUCACCUGUGACGAGGGCUACACUCUGAGAGGCUCAGACAGUCGGACCUGUCUCCCCUCCCUCCAGUGGAGGGAACCUCCUGCCAUAUGUGACCCUCCAAUGUGCCCUCACCUCACUCCUCCUGACAAUGGAUUUGUGUUGUUCCCAUGUACCAGAGAGGAGGGCCAUCUGUGUCGUGUUGUGUGUGCCCAUGGCUACAGCUUAGAGGGUCCUAGCAAUCAGACAUGUACAAAGGAUAACGUGGGCAGUCUUGUGUGGAGUGAUGGACCACAGUGUGUGGAAAGUAGUAAAUGUUCUCCCAAUCCUUGCUUGAAUGGAGGAUUUUGUAUUGAGGAUGAAACUGACUUUACUUGUGUGUGCAAUGGAACAGCAACUGGUUAUGGUGGAGAGACUUGUAGAGCAGUCAUUGUGAAUUUGGAACCAAUCCCACCAGUUACAAAUGGAUUAGAUUUCCAAAUAAGUUUAUACACUGAUGUAAAAGGAUUCAGUGAAAGGGUAAGAGUGAAAAUUGACAGACCUAAAGUGAGACAAUGUGCUACGUGUGAAUAGUGAAGAAAAAAGUCCUGCAACUGUAACAGGUGCAAUAGGGGUAGUAAGAGUUAGUUUACCGAGAAAUACUCCCAAAGUAAUGUAUGUGCCACGAGAGAGAAAUGUAUACAUAUCUGGUGGCUCGGAUAAUGAGACACAAUCGUAUUUUCAACGGUUUAAUCUCACAAGAGGACUGUUGGAGCCAAGUUGUUGCAGUGCAGAUGAUCAUGUCACACUAUCCUGUCCUGGGGGCUCCACUCGGCCAAUAUCACUGCUGUCACCAUGUCAGUGGAGUACUACCAAAUGUGGAAGUGACAAGAGCAAAUGGUGCUGUGUUUGCUAAGAGUGGUGAUUUAUCUCUACCAACCUCAGUCUCUGGCCUAAGGUAUAGGGAGAAACGUAAUAGACACUAGCACACAAUGACCUUAGAGCAACGUCUCCCAGUGAGUGUAAAGUUUGCAGUGAAUGCAACAACGCAGAUCCUACGUGCUAUUGCUACGUUCACACACAACAAGACACGGCCGAGUUUCUCCAAACCAGGGCCUUGGCCUUCACUUACAUCUCCCAAAUCAAAUCUUUACUUCCACCUUGGUUGGAACUGCUUGUAGAUUUACAGAUGUCAUUAGAGUCGAGUGGAUCGACUAAAAACGACCUGUUUGCUCCAAUAACUCGACCCAGUGAGCCGGUUUCCUCGUUUGAAGGUUGUGACAAACUCACUAACCUGGAAGGUAGUAGGUAUUCAGUGUUGAGAUAUGACAAAACUCUAUCAGCAGUGAUAGACAGCCAGAGAUAUGACUACAGAGAGAGCACUGAGACUGGAGAUGUCAUGUGUUUUGCAGUUGACUUGUGUCAUGAAUCAGAGUCUCCAGUUCACAUGCAGAUCUCCCAGCCAAUCAAUGACAUUCUAGUCUACCAGUAUCUCCGUGGGUUCACUGACAGACAGUGGAACAUUCUCCUCAAUACUGUGUCAGUCUUCAAACAGUCUGUUACUCAAAGUAGCAGCGAUACAUUUUGGAAUGGCAUGGAGAUGAUGUCACUGCCAGAUGUAAAAGUAGAUAUUUCGGUGAACACAGAGCUUGAGCUUCAAUUUAACGAGGGUGGCCUCAAUUUCAUGGUGGAAUUCAGCGGAGAUGCUUCAUUUGAAUACAGAGAAAGACAAGGAACACUGGAAGGCCAGAUUACUUUAGUAGCUAGUAGCAAGAUUGAUGGAACUGAGCAGAGCUUCCAUCUCAACAGCUACGACAGAACGACAAAUGCCUACUUUUACAUUGAAGGUGGUGGGGAUCCGUGUAAGAGCAAGACAGGAUUAUCUUUUGAAGCAAGUUACCAGCCACAACCUGGUGAGCUGUUCUUCACACGGCUUCUUCGAUUCACUGAAAUCACUCAGAGCUGUAGCUUCAGUGCCUUCUUGCCAAUAACCAGUGACUACAGAGCUCUUGGUCUCAGUCUACACACUGAGUGUCCUCUUCUUGCUAUUGGACACCUCAUCUUGCCUGAAAUGUCCCACACCAUCACCUUCAUUGGAUCAGAGAAUCCUAACUGCUUCACUAGUAACUUCCUUGAAGUUCCAGACCCAGCUCUUGUGAUUGAAUCUGAGUUGGUCAACGAUCGCUUGCCUCUUGGGAACAUCUUUGAACUUCAGGCCAACUCUACAGGUCCUGAUGUAGUGACUGUCUUUGGAAGAGAGGAUUCCGGACCAGUCUCUCAGUUUCAUUCGGUACAAGUGACUCUGUUUGGAGGAGUGUUUGAGUCAGAGGCCACCGUCAGGAAUGAUCAGCUGACAAUCUCCACCAGUAGUGGUAGUGUGUUUGGCUAUCCAGCUGAGCUGACCAUCACUGCACCUUCCAACAAGACUGACUGGCAGGACCUGGAAUUGACUGUGGACGGCUCCCUACUCUCAGGCAGUGGCAGCUUCGUAGAGAGCCUGAGUGAAGUGGUUACAAAGAAACUGAGAAUGCUGGCCGAAUCGGCAAAUUCACGACGAGAAGUAGCUCAGAUGUCUCUUAAUCAGUCAGAAAAGAGGCUUCUUGUCGUUGAAGUUCAAUACAACGAGGCAGUUGCAAACGUGUCACUAGCUGAACAAAGGAGAGACUCGCAAAGUGAACUUGUUAAAGAAACAACAAUGAAAUUGCAGCAGGUCCAACGGGAGUUCAAUGAUAGCCGAGAUGAGCUACAAGAACUGGUGGACAUUGACAAACAGUGCACGGAAGAGGUGUGUAGGGAUGUUUGCAUGCCUGGAGAAGUGUGCAGAAACUGCUCCAUGCCAACUUUCAUUGAAAAGACUGGAAAGUGUCCAAUCACAGUCAAAGAAGUCAGAAAUAUACGUGUUCCUCCGUUCUUUGUAACAAGAACCACGUGGAUGUUUGUGACUCAGUGCCGUCUUGACGACAAUCGGGUGUGCAUUGAGGAAGACUGUCCAGUGGGUGUCGAUAAAGUAUGCUAUGGGAAAUGUGUUCCGGUGUUUGAAUCACGUCUUCCGGUGUACUACUGGAGAAUGAGCAAUGCGCCAGAGGGAAGCAGUGAUGCACAGGGUGUCGGGGACGAGGCUAGGGAACUGUUUCAACAGUUGGUGGAAGCUCGAAGGAACCGCUCGUUGGCCCAAACUUCUAAGAGAAGAGCUGGUGUUGAAUACGAAAUUUACAAACAGAGGGUGGAUCAGUUGGCGAUGAGUUUGGAGAGACUUCAAAAAGCAAAUGAUAACUCUGAAACGGUGUAUGACCGUACAUUGGAAGAAGUGGAACCAAUUCUGAGAAUAUUUGAAAGUGGUAAUGACAGUGGGUAUCAGAAUGUCUUCAGCAUCAAUGGUGUCACAUUCAACACAAAAUUGACCGACAGUCCAACAUCCUUGGCCUUCAAUCUGAUAGACAACAGUGGAGCUGAGUACCGAGAAUCAUACCUGUACAUUUCAACACAAUCAGAAGCAGUCAACCUUGAAAGAAUGGGCGAUGGAAUAAUAGACACAGCAUUCAUUGGUGACUCCAAGCGAAGUACGUGGCUACAGACAAGGCUGAGGAGACAGACAUCAGCAGAUCUCACUCCAAGACAGAUCUUUGCCUCUCGCUGCACUCACAUCUCGAACACACAACUCUUCUUUGCCGAGAUCCAUGCCAGACUAACAGAGAUUGAAGAGAACAUUAACACCUCUCGUGAAGGAGCCGGUGGGCUCUCGGAGAGUCUGAGUGAGGACGGACCACAGGAGGACGAGGAGUUUGCGGCCUACCUGGACCUCAUCAGGGACUACGAAAACCUGUCGAUGGAGGCUCUGCGGGUGCUGGAGAGCACCAUCUUCUCAGAGUGGCAGGCCACAUGA